Messenger RNA from Melospiza melodia melodia, 1551 nucleotides. RefSeq names its product potassium voltage-gated channel subfamily A member 10 (gene KCNA10). The coding region runs from base 1 to 1551 and encodes 516 amino acids. The record is from RefSeq and is a predicted model, not a curated record. Lineage: Eukaryota; Metazoa; Chordata; Aves; Passeriformes; Passerellidae. The transcript has a single exon. Gene Ontology annotation, biological process: potassium ion transmembrane transport; protein homooligomerization. Gene Ontology annotation, cellular component: membrane; voltage-gated potassium channel complex. Gene Ontology annotation, molecular function: delayed rectifier potassium channel activity; protein binding.
AUGAUGGACGUGGCCAGUUGGAAGGAGAUGGAGGUGGCACUAGUCAGUUUUGACAACGCUGAUCAGAUCGUGGAGGACCCCUGCUACUCCAACGACCUCAGCCCCGCCGGGCAGUCGCGCAAGGGCCACCCCAGCUGCGCCAACCUGCUGUCCAACCUGCGCAUCCUCAUCAACAGCGAGAACGCCAACAAUGAGACCAUCUUCUCCAGGUUCUCCGCCGAGUUCAGCGACCACCUGGUGGGGGAGAGGGUGGGCAUGGAUGAGGGGGACCAACGAGUCAUCAUCAACAUCGCUGGGCUGAGGUUUGAGACGCGGCUCAAGACCCUGGACCAGUUCCCCGAGACCUUGCUCGGGGACCCGGAAAAGAGGAUGCGUUACUUCGACUCCAUGAGGAAUGAAUAUUUCUUUGACAGGAACAGGCCCAGUUUUGAUGGGAUCCUGUACUAUUACCAGUCUGGGGGGAAAAUACGGCGCCCGGCCAACGUCCCCAUCGACGUCUUUGCUGAUGAAAUCACCUUCUAUGAGCUGGGUGAUGAAGCCAUGGACCAGUUCCGGGAGGAUGAAGGGUUCAUCAAGGAUCCUGAGACCCUCUUACCAACCAAUGACUUUCACAGGCAGUUCUGGCUGCUCUUUGAGUACCCUGAGAGCUCCAGUGCAGCCAGAGGCGUAGCUUUGGUCUCCGUCCUGGUCAUUGUCAUCUCCAUCAUCAUCUUCUGCAUGGAGACCCUGCCAGAGUUCCGGGAGGAGAGGGAGUUCAGGUCCACCCAGGAGCUUUCUAGGAAUAUGACAGACACUUUGGUGUCCCACAGCACCUUCACAGACCCUUUCUUCGUCGUAGAGACCGCCUGCAUCGUCUGGUUCUCCUUUGAGCUCUUUGUCCGGUUCAUCGUGUGCCCCAGCAAGACCGAGUUCUUCAGGAACAUCAUGAACAUCAUCGACAUCGUGUCCAUCAUCCCCUACUUUGUGACGCUCACCACCGAGCUGAUCCAGCAGAGCGAACUCAACGGGCAGCAGAACAUGUCCCUGGCCAUCCUGCGCAUCAUCCGCCUCGUCAGGGUCUUCCGCAUCUUCAAGCUCUCCCGGCACUCCAAGGGGCUGCAGAUCCUGGGCCAGACCCUCAAGGCCAGCAUGAGGGAGCUGGGCUUGCUCAUCUUCUUCCUCUUCAUCGGCGUCAUCCUCUUCUCCAGCGCCGUUUACUUCGCGGAAGUCGACGAGCCGCAGUCCCACUUCUCCAGCAUCCCCGACGGCUUCUGGUGGGCCGUGGUCACCAUGACCACCGUGGGCUAUGGGGACAUGUGUCCCACCACGCUGGGCGGCAAGAUCGUGGGGACGCUGUGCGCCAUCGCGGGCGUGCUGACCAUCGCCCUGCCCGUGCCCGUCAUCGUCUCCAACUUCAAUUAUUUCUACCACCGGGAGACGGAGAACGAGGAGAAGCAGAUGCUGCCCGGGGAGGUGGAGCGGCUGCUGGCCAGCGUGGCCACGGGCAACGGCAGCAUGGAGUCACUCAAUAAGACCAAUGGGGGUUACCCUCGAGACAAGGCCAAAAAAUGA